Molecule: messenger RNA, 1548 nt
Organism: Exophiala dermatitidis NIH/UT8656
Lineage: Eukaryota; Fungi; Ascomycota; Eurotiomycetes; Chaetothyriales; Herpotrichiellaceae
Product: 3-phytase
Exons: 1
Coding region: 1-1548 (515 amino acids)
Source: RefSeq, a predicted model, not a curated record
AUGAAACACAUUCUACUCUCUACACUCUUCGCAAGUCUUGCGUGGGCAUGGCCACGACAGCCGGAUACUAGUACUGCUGUCAAUACCACAACAUGCAAUGGGCAAACUUACGUUUACGAGACCCUUGCAGGGUACGGCUUCACACCUUCUAAUUCCCGUGACAAGUUCGGCGACACCGCCGGCGGCAUUGGCAGCAGCGCGGCAUUGGACACGAAGUCGUGGCAAAAGGACAAGUCCGGUGUCUACACCGGUAUCUUGUGGGCUCUUCCCGAUCGCGGUUGGAACACUGAAGGCACCUUGAACUUCCAACCCAGGGUGCACAAGUUCCAGAUCACAUUCAAACCAGACUACACCUCAACUGCAAAGAAUCCCAGCUCGCCAAACCUCCAACUGCAACUGCUCGACACAAUCCGCUUUACAGACCCGUCCGGUGAGCCUUUGACUGGCCUGGAUCCAGACGGUCAUGGUCCCUACAUCACGUUUCCCGGAUUCCCAGACCUUCCCUCGGCCACCUACAAAGGAGAUGGCUUCGGAGGUAAUGGCAACGGAGGAAGACGAGUAUCUUUGGAUGCCGAAGGACUUGUCCUCAACGCUGAUGGAUCAUUCUGGAUCUCCGACGAAUAUGGGCCAUACAUUUACCAUUUCUCCCCCGAGGGCCGUAUGCUCUCUGCGAUCCAACCACCGGCAGCCAUUGUGCCGAGACGUAACGGCACCGAGUCGUUCUCGGCGGCCAGUGCUCCCAGAUACGACCCAGACCUGGAAGUGCUGCCCGAGGACAACCCGACUGGCCGGGCCAACAACCAAGGGUUUGAAGGGCUGACCGCGUCGCCGGACGGCAAAACUCUGUACGCACUGAUGCAAUCGGCUCUGGACCAAGAAGGCGGCAAAAACUCGAGCACGCGCGUCUACACUCGACUUUUGGAGUAUGACGUGUCAGACCCGUGGAAGCCCGUGUACAAGGCCGAGUAUGUCCUUGCACUGCCCAAAGAUCCCGCCGGUCGAGUCGCAGCUCAAUCCGAGAUUCACUACAUCAGCCCGACUCAGUUCCUCGUCCUUGCCCGGGACUCAAACCGCGGACAUGGUCAGGACAAGAGUGAUUCACGGUACCGGCACAUUGAUGUGUACGACGUCUCCAAGGCCACUGACAUCCACGGCCCGACCUACGACUGCGCCGACUGUGCCGUGGCCACCGUCAAGGGCGUUUUGAACCCGGCCGUCACCACGGCCACCUACUGCUCCUGGCUAGACUUUAACGUCAACUCCCAGCUCAACCGGUUCGGCCUACACAAUGGCGGAGCCCAGGAUGCGGGACUGUUGAACGAGAAGUGGGAAAGUAUUGCUCUGGUCCCCGUCAACCCGGAUGCUCUGGAAUGCAAGAGCGGCUUCUUCAAGGCCGACGGCGAGUAUUUCCUGUUUAGUCUCAGUGACAACGACUUCAUCACUCAGAACGGCUUCAUGAAUGGUGGUCUGCUUCCUUAUGCUGACGAGAGUGGCUAUAGCUUGGACAACCAGGUCUUGGUGUUUAAGGUCAAGCUGCCUGUUUCUUGA